Messenger RNA from Eleginops maclovinus (Patagonian blennie), 5154 nucleotides. It is a transcript of the gene ubap2l, whose product is annotated as ubiquitin associated protein 2-like. The record is from RefSeq and is a predicted model, not a curated record. NCBI's taxonomy places the organism in Eukaryota, Metazoa, Chordata, Actinopteri, Perciformes, Eleginopidae. The transcript has 30 exons. The coding region runs from base 226 to 3813 and encodes 1195 amino acids. Gene Ontology annotation, cellular component: nucleus; cytoplasm. Gene Ontology annotation, molecular function: protein binding.
GAAACAGGUAAAUUCAGUCUCUCGCUUAUUGUGUGAGCGAGUCGGUUCGCUAUAUUUUGUCAACUUAGUUGGAUCAACUUGGGGUUCAGGAAAUAUAUCCUGUCCUAAAUCCGACUGGAAGGUCGACAACGAGACUUGUCGGUCGGUUGUGUAGCAGUGUCUAAUAUUGAGCCGGGUUUCUGGUGUUAUUCCUUUUGUAAAUACUGUUAUUUGUAUAUACUGUAAAUGAUGACGUCCAUGGGCGGGAACCGAGCCCGGGGCAGCUGGGAUCAGACACAGGGCCAAACACAGAGUCAGACACAGCACAAGCAAAGGCCUCAGGCUACUGCAGAGCAGAUCCGACUGGCCCAGAUGAUUUCAGACCACAAUGAUGCAGACUUUGAAGAGAAGGUCAAACAGCUGAUUGACAUCACAGGCAAGGACCAGGAUGAGUCUAUGAUCGCACUGCAUGACUGCAACGGGGAUGUCAACAGAGCCAUUAACGUGUUGCUGGAGGGUAGCCCAGACACUGACUCUUGGGAAAUGGUGGGGAAGAAGAAAGGGGUGUCUGGCCAGAAGGAGACGAGCCAGUCCGAGACUGGAGAGGACGGAAAAGAGAACAGGGAGAAAGGAGGAGAGAAAGAUGCAGCACGUCGUCGCGGUGGAGCUCCACGCAAGGGCCGUGGAGCCAGCAGGGGCCGAGAGUUUCGUGGUCAGGAAAAUGGCUUGGAUGGAGCCAAGGCUGGAGUAGUGGGAAGAGGUGCCGAGCGAGGCCGGAGGGGAAGAGGCAGAGGAAGAGGGACUGUUGGAGUAUCUGGACGGCGGGGAGGCAGAUUUUCGGCGCAGGGCAUGGGCCAGAUUGAUAAGGGGCCCAGAUAUGAUAUUGCAGGAGGUGAGAGAACAUUCAACCCUGCCGACUACGCGGAGCCAGCCCAGACAGAUGAAAACUACGGUGGGGGCAGCACCUGGAAUAACACAGGAAGUGGGGAGCUUGAGGAGGAAGCUAGGUCGGAAUACGCUCCAGCGGAGGGAACAAAUUACCCGCCCAAGUUUGACUCUGCUCCUGGCGCUUGGCGGACUGCCACUGAGGAGUGGGGCACUGAGGACUGGAAUGAGGAUCUUUCAGAGACGAAGAUAUUCACAGCUUCCAGCGUGGCCUCUGUGCCUCUGCCUCAAGAGAAUGUUACCAUCACCAAAGGACAGAGGAUUGACCUUGCGGUGCUCCUGGGCAAGACUCCCCCGUCCUCCUCCUCAGAGACAGAAAACCCCCCAAUGGAGGCCGCCCAGCCCUCCUCCUUGUCCCAGUCACUGGUUUUCAGCAACUCCAAGCAAGGGGUGCCACUUUCCCAAACAUCCUCCAGCACCCCUUACACCCAGCACAGCGUGGUCAGCAUGCUGAGCAAGGGCUUCGGGGAGGUCGGCGAACCCAAAGGAGCCAGCACGGGGACAACCGGCUCUCAGUUCCUGGAGCAAUAUAAAACAGCCCAGGCACUGGCCCAGCUGGCAGCCCAGCACUCCCAAACUGGACCCCCCAACACAACCCAUUCUUCCUGGGACACCAGUGCACCCUCACUGGGACAAUACGGUGAGAUGACAUCGUACUAUAUGAAGACUCAGCCAGAGUCAGCGGUCCAUUCGCCCUUUACAAAGCGGCAGCCCUACCAGACCGCCACCUCGUCCAUGUUGGAUGUUUUCCUGCCUCCUUCCUCCUCGUCUUCUCCCUCGCCCCACGCGGUGCCUCCGCCAGCCUCCUCUCUACCCAAAAUGGCAGCAAUUCCCUCUCUAGGUCAGCAAGUUUCCCCGAGUUCCUCAGAUGCCCAGGGUUCAAGUCCUCUGCCUUUGCAGCAACACAAACUCAAACAGCAAAAGAAGAGGACUUCCAUCUCAACAAAGAUCCCGGCAAUGGCAGUAGAGAUGCCUGGCUCAUCAGACAUGUCGGGCAUCAAACUUCAGUUUGGAGCCCUGCAGUUUGGGUCGGAACCGGUUCUGCCAGACUACGAUUCCCCCCCCGCCACCACCACACAAGCCCACCAAGUCCAGAACAGUCUCUACACUAGCCCCAGCAGUGAGUCAACUCCAGCUCUUUCCAACUCCAGUCAGAUGGACCUGUACGAUCAGAGAGCACCUCAGACACGCCGCUACCCCCCCUCAGUUUCAUCCUCCCCUCAGAAGGACAUGCAGCCCAAGAAUGGCUUCAGUUCAAUACACGGAACACAUUCUGGGGAAGCAACAGCGGGCUCUGCAGUAUCAGUUCGGCCGGUGUCUGACUCAGUCACGCCUGUCUCCAGCAUGGGGACUGACAGUGGCUCGGGCCCUGCCUCCUUGAUGACUUCAUCCAAUCAGACAUCUCUGAGCGGUAUGGGGCACAGUGAAGACAUGCCUCCAAGCACCCUGCCCCUGCCUCAACACAACAACUCUCACCAGUCACAGCAGAACAGCCUAGCUCAGUCUUCGGUCCGGACAUCCAACUCCAGCUUAAUGCAUCCCAGCGUAGACGGUGACUCAAGCCUGCACUGCUCCAACUUCCCCUCCUCCGUGUCAGCGGUGCCAUCAUCAGUCCCCUCCUCUUCCUCAGCGCAAGUGUCCCACGGGGCCCAUCAGGCCCCCUCUGUGGGCUCUAACACAGUUUCAGCUCCCUCUGGUCUCUGCCCUAUCAGCAGCCUGGCCAUGGGCCUUAACCCCGCCUCCAUGAGUGUUCAAGCUGCAGCAGUCGCCGCCGCCUCAAUGUCCGCGGCAGUCUCAGCAAUUCCUUCUUCAGCGACUUCCUCUUCCUCACGCAGCUCAGCGUCAUCCUCAGGGAAAGCUCCACCAAACCUGCCCCCUGGAGUGCCCCCUCUACUGCCCAACCCUUACAUCAUGGCCCCUGGACUACUGCACGCCUACCCUCCUCAGGUGUACGGCUACGAUGACCUACAAAUGCUGCAGACAAGAAUACCGCUGGAUUAUUACAGCAUCGCACCCUUUGCAACUCCCACAACAGCACUGACUGGCCGAGACGGCAACUUGACCAACAACCCUUACUCUGGUGACUUAUCAAAGUUUGGUCGAGGUGAUGCGUCGUCCCCGUCUCCAGCCACCACAUUAGCGCAGACACAACAGAACCAGACGCAGACGCAUCACACCGCGCAGCAGCCCUUCCUCAACCCAGCGCUGCCGCCCGGCUACAGCUACACGAGCCUCCCCUACUACACCGGCAUGCCAGGCCUGCCCAACACCUUCCAGUACGGACCUGCUGUGUUUCCGGUGGCUCCUACCUCGUCAAAGCAGCACGGUGUGAAUGUCGGCGUCAAUGCUUCAGCCACACCCUUCCAGCAGGCUAGUGGUUAUGGUUCCCAUGGAUACAGCACUGGCUAUGAGGAUGUGGGCCAGGCUUCAGGGAGUGGGGAUUUCUGUAAGGGCGGAUACGGCACUGCUGUGGCCGCUGCCGCUUCUGCACAAAACAAGCCAGCCAGCUCUGUCACCGGGCCGGGAGUCGGAGUUUCUGUGACAUCAAGCAACACGGGGGUACCAGACAUUUCAGGGUCCGUUUACACAAAGACUCAGUCGUUUGAUAAGCAGGGUUUCCACGCUGGCACGCCUGCAGCGUCGUUCAGCCUGCCCUCGGCUCUGGGUAGCGGGGGACCCAUCAACCCCCCGGCUGCCGCUGCCUACGCCCCAGCCCCCUUCAUGCACAUCCUGGCCCCUCACCAACAACCCCACUCUCAGAUUCUGCACCACCACCUGCAGCAGGACGGACAGAGCGGCACUGGACAGCGCAGCCAGAACGCCUCCAUUCAGCAGAAGUCUCAGAUCAACAAGUCGGCAUACAACAGCUACAACUGGGGGGCUAACUAACAUCUACUGUCGGGCCCCCACGCUGUUAACAGAAGUUAGAAGGGGGCUCAUCACUCCUUCCGCAAACGGUCUCCACAUAUAAACUCCCUCUUCCUCCUGCAGAGAUCCCGCCCCUGUCUCUUGGCCCAGCACUCCUGCCGCUCUGACUGCGGUCAGAGGAGGUGCUGUGCCGAGAGGACGAGCACUGUAAUGAUGCAUGGAUGGGUGGAAGGGGCAGGAAGGGCUUAGAAGAGAGGGGAGAUCAAAGCUAAAUGGUUAUAGAAAUACACCGUCAAAAGGUGAAAUAUUGAGUGUUGGGAAUUUGUAUCGUGUUAAACCCCCCCCCCCUUUUUUUUUUUUUUCUUUGACUUGUAUGUAACAUAGAACUGUUUUCUAAAAGAAUGAAUGUUUCCUGUAUGGUCUCUAUUUGUCUUUUUUUAGUCUUCCCCCUCCCCCUUUUUUCUUGCAGAUGGGGAGGAAUGAAGUAAAAUCUGAAGGUGGGGGGACAGGCUGGUUUUGUAUUUCUCACUCUCAAAUUCCCACUCUUUAACUUUGGUGGAAACUUUUCCCUCCCACACACAAAAAAGGCCCAAACACAAAAAUUUGCUUGAUUGUUGUUAAAUGUUUUUUUUGUCAUUUUAAGUUUGAAAAAAAAAACAAUUCUCUAAAUUGGUAGAGUUGUGAAGUUUAUUUUUUACCAAAUAUAGAUAUAUUAUAUAUAAAGACAUAUUAACAAACUCACUGGCUUGGACUGUGAGGAAAGUGUGUUCGUCAUGUGACUGCGUGCAUGUUUGUACACAAGGGGCCGUGGUUGUGUACUGUGCUUUGUUUUUUGCCUAGCACAGAAUUUUUCAUUAUCCCACACUUGUACAGUAAUUGUUCCCAUGAAUUAUAAAUAUGUUGCAUUAAGGCCCCACCUAUUCUGCAAGAGUUGUUGAAUGAUUUCCAAGGCCAAUACACACCCAAUCUGCCUUCCAGUGUAUCUAGUUCUCUGAGGCCCCCCACCUCCUCCCUGCUUCACCACCUGUCCCCCAUUGUAAGGAAGCCUGCAGCGUUGAAUACUGAUGGACAGAAUUGUACUAUGGGUUUUUUGUCAGUGAUUUAUUUUUCUUUUUGUACUGUGCGUUUUAAAAACAAUUUAAAUGGUUAAACUUGUCUUGUACAUAUAUAAAAAAACACAAGUACUGUAUGUAGUCCCUGUUUGUUCGAUGGCUUUCUCUUUUCCUUCUCAAAUCCUUGCAGUUUGUUAGCUUUUUCGUUUCAUUUAUUUUUUUUAUUUUGUAAAAAUAUAUAAAUAUUAAUUAAAUAAACAAGAAAAAGACAUAUUCAUCAUUUUGGAUGUGAAUGUCUUUUAAGAAACUA